Myotis lucifugus (little brown bat) is the source of this 3291-nucleotide messenger RNA. RefSeq names its product zinc finger protein 501-like. The record is from RefSeq and is a predicted model, not a curated record. NCBI's taxonomy places the organism in Eukaryota, Metazoa, Chordata, Mammalia, Chiroptera, Vespertilionidae. The transcript is spliced from 2 exons. Bases 21 to 1505 code for a protein of 494 amino acids.
GACAGCUGUACCUGAAUGUGAUGCUGGAGAACUUUGAACUUAUAUCCUCGCAGGGUUGCUGCUGUGGAGCAGAGGAUGUGGAGGCACCCACUGAACAGAAGGAUUCUGUAAGAGUGUCACAGGCAAGUAUUCCCAAGUUACCCUUGUCUUCCCAGGAGAGCCACCCCUGUGAGAGGUGUGGGCUAGUCUUGGGAAACAUUUUCCACUUGACUGAGCUGCAGGGAAUACAACUCGGACAGAUACUGUUGAGGUGUGGGGCGUGUGCACAAGGAUUUUAUUUCAGUACAAAAUUUCACCAGCAGCAUGUGAGAGAGCAGACUUUCAUUAGAGGUGUGGACAGGAUCUCACUUGCAAAAAGCUGCAAUUUCCAGGUGUCCCAGAAUCAUGUCACCUGUGGGGAGGUGGUGCAGGGUGUCCUUACCGAGUCAGGACAUCUCCACCUAAAGGCUGCUGAGACCAGCGAUAGGCCAGAAGAUAUUUUGAAAUGUGAGGUGAAGUUUCAAAGGAGAGAAGAAUAUAACAAGGUCAUUGGCUGCAAUCACACGUUUAUUCAGGACAAGUGUGUCCAUGCUGGAAGUCAGUGUUUUCCGUGCUAUGAAUGUGGAAAUUACCUUACCCAAUUUUCUAGUUUUUAUGAACAUGGAGAAAAGCCUUACAAAUGCAGUGAAUGUUGGAAAUCUUUUACGACGAUGCAUAGCCUUCGUUGUCAUCAGAGAUUUCACACAGGAGAAAGGCCUUAUGAGUGCAGUGAAUGUGGGAAUUCUUUUACCAGUAGCACUGCCCUUCGUCGUCACCAGAGACUUCACACUGGAGGAAAGCCGUACAAAUGCGGUGAAUGUUGGAAAUCUUUUAAGAGAAUUGAAAGCCUUCAUUGUCACCAGAGAUUUCACACUGGAGAAAGUCCUUAUGAGUGCAGGGAAUGUGGGAAAUCUUUUACCAGGAGCAAUGCCCUUUGUCGUCAUCAGAGAGGUCACACUGGGGAAAAACCUCAUAAAUGCAGUGAAUGUGGGAAAUCUUUUGCCACUAGCAGUGAGCUACACCGUCAUCAGAGAGUUCACACAGGAGAAAAGCCUUAUAAGUGCAGUGAAUGUGGGAAAUCUUUUACAAGAAUUGAUAGCCUUCAUUGUCACCGGAGAUUUCACACCAGAGAAAGUCCUUACGAGUGCAGUGAAUGUGGGAAAUUUUUUAUCAAGAGCAGUGGCCUCCAUUAUCAAAGUUUUCCCACGGAAGAAAAACCUUAUACAUGCAGUGAAUGUGGGAAAUCUUUUACCAGGAACAGUGAUCUUCAUCUUCAUCAGAGAGUUCACACUGGAGAAAGGCCUUAUGAGUGCAGUAAAUGUGAGAAAUCUUUUACCACUAGCAGAUACCUUCUUUGUCAUCAAAGAGUUCACACAGGAGAAAAGCCUUAUAAAUGCAAUGAAUGUGAGAAAUCUCUUACCAGGAGCGAUCAUCUCCUAUAUCAUCAGAGAUUUCACAGUGGAGCAAGCCAUUAUGAGUGCAAGUAAUGUGAGAUAUCUCUCAGCCAAUUUUUUAAAAUUGUCUCUGCAUAAAAGAGUCGAAUUGUGCGAAAUUUCUUAGAUGUGUGGAACAUGUUUCUUAGUUCGGUCUUAGCAAUAGUAUUAGAAAAUUUGUGAAUUCUCAUUAAUCUGAAUUGUAGCUCAUACAUUUAAUCACCUGCAUUAUGUAAAGUCUCCUCAAGUGACUUUGUUGUUGUGUUUUGUUUGUUUUUAUGUUGGUAUCAUAUGUAUCUAUGUUACACUUUCUAACAUACGGAGACAUGUUGCCAGAUCUGUGUCACUGCAUAUUUCUGUUGCUGAAGGUAUUUCACCUGAACCACCUAUAAGGUCCCUACAGAUGGCAUCAGUCACCAUCCUCUUAUGCCCAGCAAAGCUAACUCUGUUGUCUAAUUUGUUGAAGAAAAUGAGGAAUACCUGAGCCCUUGGUUCUUACUUGUUUCCCUGUCAUAAGUUGUCACAUAGGACUGAUUACUGUUGGCGCCAAUAAACAUAAUGUUGCAGAGGGACUGCCAUUUUCAGGGACACACUUUCCCUAGAUGCUAAUAAUGUCUUUAUUGAGAGCCUAAGUCAUCAGUGAGAGAACUGCCAGUCUCCUCUCUCUUUGCUUUGUAAAAUAAUGAAGGCUUUUUCCUAAGACUUCUUUAAUCGUGGGUUUGCUCUUUACUCUAUGGCUAGUUUAUAAUGAGAUCUGGCCUCUCCAAGCAUGAUCAGGUGAAAAACAUUUAUUGGGUCUGAAAUAUUUUUGCCCUUGGGGGAACAUUAUGGUGCAGAAAUUAGCUCAGCAGUUUUUGCCAAAUUUACAUUGCUGCCCAUAUUUUCCUAGGAAACACUCUGGACUCUCUAGUCCUCAUGUGAUGUCUGGAUGCUUUGAGACACAGAGAUCACUCCAAGAAAGGGGUUGCUGUCACAACCUCCAGUACGUCUUCUAGCAACAUGAAUUUAUUUCUACUUUUCAAGGGAUACCAAGACAUUUGAAGGGAAUCACUUGCACAGGUCUUGCAGAGGGCCAUGUGCCCUAAUGCCUACAAUUUCAAGGAUGUUGGUCACUGGUUUGAGGACCAGUGCAUGUAGGGGAAAUCCUUUCCUAGCAGAAACACAGACCUAAUUAUUGUUGGACAAGAGUAUAGCCCAUUAGAUGGAAUGGGCCUCAUCUAAAUGUGCAUCCGGGCUUUUUAAAAAAAAAAAAAAAACUAUAAGAGCUGUGUGUACACAUAUCUGAGCAUGUUUAUCUUCUGUGGAGCAGUCAUUGUCAUUGAAUAUAAUCAGUAGCUUUUGUGGCUUCCUGUAGCUUCUCAGAUGUUCCCAUCAGACCCACUGGUGCACUGGCAGCAAAACAAAGAUGAAGACAAAGACUGUCUUUCGUCCAGGGAUGUGACUUUUGUGACCCAGCCAGCAUUCCAGUGGGUUUGGGUGAAAGUUCUUCAUUGUUUGUUACAUUUCAUGUCACUGACAUGAGACUCUCGCCCAGAGGGCAUAAGUAUGGGGAUUAAAUAUAGACUUGCCAAACCUGUUGUUCCAAAAUAGGUGAACAUACAUUUGUUUUAUCUAGAACCAUUUUUGAAAAGCUAUAAUGAGUAAAUUACAUGUGUUAAGUAUAGAGUUUCAUACAUCUUGACAUGUGCAUGAAAUUGUAACCAUCAUUAUAAUACUGACCAUAUCUGUCACUGUGUAAUUGCUUCCUGACCUCUUUUAAUCUGUCCCUGUUCUUCACAGCUUUCCUAGUAACCAUGGAUUUACAUUCCAUUUUAAUAGAGAACUUUGCUUUUUAAACUAA